Diabrotica balteata is the source of this 1223-nucleotide messenger RNA. The record is from the annotation of a GenBank genome assembly. NCBI's taxonomy places the organism in Eukaryota, Metazoa, Arthropoda, Insecta, Coleoptera, Chrysomelidae.
CCUAACCUAUAUUUAGGAAAUUUGAAAAACUUCGUUAUAUGAAAACAUGUAUAUAUGAAAUUGAAAUCAUGAUAUCAAUGGAAAAUAAACUAAAGAAAUACGAAAAAAUUAAAUUUUUAGGUGAAGGGCAAUUUGCAACAGUAUAUCAAGCUCGUGAUGUAGACACGGACAAUAUAGUAGCUGUGAAAAAAAUUAAAAUAGGUAGUCGACAAGAGGCCCAAGAUGGAAUAAAUAGAACCGCACUCAGAGAAAUUAAAUUACUCCAGGAACUUCAUCAUACAAAUAUCAUUGGCCUUCUAGAUGUUUUUGGACAUAUGUCGAAUGUAUCAUUAGUUUUUGAUUUUAUGGACACAGAUCUAGAGGUUAUAAUCAAAGACAAUACUAUAAUUCUCACUACCGCGAAUAUUAAGUCUUACAUACUUCAAACCCUUCAUGGGUUGGAAUAUCUUCAUUUGAACUGGGUUCUACACAGGGAUUUAAAACCAAAUAAUUUGUUAGUUAAUUCAAGUGGGAUCUUAAAAGUAGGUGAUUUUGGUUUAGCUAAACUGUAUGGAUCCCCCAAUAGGAUUAAUACACAUCAAGUUGUUACAAGGUGGUACAGAGCACCUGAGCUUCUUUUCGGAGCCAAACAGUAUAGUACCUGUAUAGAUAUGUGGGCUGUGGGUUGUAUUCUAGCAGAAUUGUUGCUCAGGGUGCCUCUAUUUCAAGGAGAAUCAGAUCUGGAUCAAUUGACAAAGAUUUUUGAUGUAUUUGGAAAUCCUACAGAGGAAAAUUGGCCUGGGUUAAAGACACUAUCAGACUUCAUAGAGUUCAAACCAUUCAAUGCCAUCCCAUUGAAGUUGAUCUUCACAGCAGCUGGUGAUGAUUUGUUAGACCUAAUACAGGGUUUACUAGUUUUAAACCCAAUUAAAAGAAAAACAUGUUCGGAAUGUUUGCAGAUGCCUUUCUUUAGUAAUAAGCCUGCUCCCACUAUAGGUUCCAAACUGCCUCUUCCUCAGAGCUUAAGAAAUAACAGAGAUAAUGAUAAACCUACAUUGAAGAGGAAGUUAAAUGAGAAUAGUGAAGGAGGAAAUCCUUCAAAGAGAUUAUUCUUUUAAAUGAGUAUUUAUUUAAUUAAUAAAAAAUAAUAUAAAAUGGUAACAAUAUAUAAACUUUGAAAAGUAUUGUAUUUUUUUUGUAAAGUAAUGUAUGAAUAUUUCUAUAAUAAAAUUAUUAACUGUAUA